ACCAAAACAGCCUAUUACAAAAAAUAAAUAAAACUACUAUUAAAGAAAUAAUUUAAUUUCAAAUAAAUACACCAGCAAAGCAAGCCUCCAUCCAUCCAUCCAUCUACCACCCACCUGCAUGGCGCACGCUAACCCCCUCCUCCUCAUCCUCCUGCUAACGUACGCCAUCUCCGCACUCUCCCUCCCUCCCUGCCCACCCUGCGGCGGCGCGGCCGUCCCCUACCCCCUCAGCACCGCCUCCACCUGCGGCGACCCUUCUUACAAGAUCCGCUGCUCCGGCGGCGCCCUCUUCUUCGACUCCUCCAACAACACCUACCCGAUCACCUCCAUCUCCCCCUCCUCCCAGCGCCUGGUGGUGGCGCCGUCGUCUCUCCUCCCCGGCACCUGCCUCGCCGGCGACCUCCCCACCAACGGCCUCCAGCUCGACCCCUCCGCCCCCUUCAACAUCACCAGCAGCAACACCAUCUUCUACCUCAACUGCUCCGCCUCCAUCCUCAACUCCCCUCUCGACUGCACCGCCACCAGCCCCUGCCACGUCUACUCCAACGCCUCCGCCUCCGCCGCCACCGCCUGCGCCGACCUCCCCUGCUGCGCCUUCCGCGCCGGCGGCUCCACCACCUCUUACCGCAUACGUGUCCGCCAGGACGGCUGCCGCGCCUACCGGAGCUUCGUCAACCUUGACCCCUCUCUGCCCGUCUCCGCCUGGCCGCAGCCCGGCGUCGAGCUGCUAUGGAUCCCGCCGGCGGAGCCCAUUUGCGCCGCUCAGGCGGAUUGCGGGUCCGGAUCCUCCUGCAAACCCGAACCGAAUUCGAACCGCGGCGUCAGCCGGUGCUUCUGUAGCUCCGGAUUGAAAUGGGAUCCCAUCAGAGGGGUCUGUGCGAAAGAGUGUCAAGAUCCAGAUGGGUGUGGCAAAGAUCGAACUCCGCUCAUUGCAGGUUUAACCGCAGGGCUUGGUGUAGCCGUGUUAGCAUCCUUAAUAGCAGUAUUGGUGUACAAGCGGCACCGGCGCAUGAAAGAGGAGCAGGACCGCCUGACCCGGGAGCGCGAAGAAAUCCUCAACGCCGGCGGCGGCAAGUCCGCCAAGAACUUCACCGGAAAGGAAAUCAAGAAGGCCACCAACAACUUCGCCAAGGACCGCCUCCUCGGCUCCGGCGGCUACGGAGAAGUCUACAAAGGCAUCCUCGACGACGGCACUCCGGUGGCCGUCAAAUGCGCGAAGGUCGGCAACACGAAAGGCACCGAUCAGGUCCUGAACGAGGUCCGGAUCCUCUGCCAGGUGAACCACCGCAGCCUCGUCGGCCUCCUCGGCUGCUGCGUCGACUUGGCGCAGCCGUUGCUCGUCUACGAGUACGUUCCCAACGGCACGCUUCUCGACCGCCUGCAGGGCGCGAACCGCGCGUCGCUGCCAUGGAAGCGCCGCCUCGAGAUCGCGCACGAGACGGCCGAGGGGUUGGCGUACCUGCAUUUCUCGGCGGUGCCACCUAUCUACCACCGCGACGUGAAAUCGAGUAACAUUUUGUUGGAUGAGAAGUUGCACGGGAAGGUCUCGGAUUUCGGCCUCUCCCGGUUGGCUCACACCGACAUGAGCCACAUUUCAACGUGCGCUCAAGGCACGCUCGGGUACUUGGACCCCGAGUACUACCGGAACUAUCAGCUGACGGACAAGAGCGACGUGUACAGCUUCGGGGUGGUUCUUCUCGAGCUACUGACAGGGCAGAAGGCGAUCGACUUCAACCGGGCGGCAGAUGAUGUGAACCUUGCGGUUUACGUGCAGCGGCUGGUCGGGGAGGAGAGGGUGAUGGAGGCGGUGGAUCCGGUGCUGAAGGAGGGGGCGAGCGCGCUGGAGAUGGAGACCAUGAAAGCCUUGGGGUUCCUGGCAGUGGGUUGUCUGGAGGAGCGCCGCCAGAAUAGGCCGUCGAUGAAGGAGGUCGCGGAGGAGAUUCAGUAUAUCAUCAGCAUUGCCACCGCUCCGCCGCCGCCGCCGGCAGAUGGAUCAUCGUGAGUAGAUUUUUAGUUUUUUUUUGCUGAGAAUAAAGAUUAUAAUGUGAUCUUGCAUUUCAUGAGGUUGAUGUUUUGUAUUAUCUGCUGGUGUGUGUUUGUGUUUGGUUGGAGUUUGAUCGUAUUAUAUUAAUUGUGGAAUGUGAUAUAUACUAUGGAUAUAUAGGGCCUUUUUGUUGUUUGGAUUUUGAAAUGAGUAGUUUAGUUGUCAUGUUCUUUUUA
Messenger RNA from Andrographis paniculata, 2220 nucleotides. RefSeq names its product wall-associated receptor kinase-like 20. The coding region runs from base 119 to 2002 and encodes 627 amino acids. The transcript is spliced from 4 exons. Gene Ontology annotation, molecular function: polysaccharide binding; protein kinase activity; ATP binding. NCBI's taxonomy places the organism in Eukaryota, Viridiplantae, Streptophyta, Magnoliopsida, Lamiales, Acanthaceae. Gene Ontology annotation, biological process: protein phosphorylation. The record is from RefSeq and is a predicted model, not a curated record.